Molecule: messenger RNA, 3132 nt
Organism: Sugiyamaella lignohabitans
Lineage: Eukaryota; Fungi; Ascomycota; Dipodascomycetes; Dipodascales; Trichomonascaceae
Gene: MUB1
Product: Mub1p
Exons: 1
Coding region: 1-3132 (1043 amino acids)
Biological process (GO): establishment or maintenance of cell polarity; ubiquitin-dependent protein catabolic process
Cellular component (GO): MUB1-RAD6-UBR2 ubiquitin ligase complex
Source: RefSeq, a predicted model, not a curated record
AUGAGAGAGCUAAAUUUUAGAUCGGUGCCAUCUAACAGAGCGGCCGUGUCGAUUACUACUACCCUGUACGAUCGGAGAGCCCUCGAUUGUACUGCUGAUAGACCGCUUGUCAAUUCGUUGAAUCAUUUGACUUAUUUGGCGUCGUCAAGUGCUCGUGUUCGCGAGACGUUGUGUGUCGAUGGCGGUCUGGAACGAUUAGUGGCUAUUCUGAAAGAGUGUCGAGAUGAUUUUCAUUCGAAUCCAGCUGUUAAAGAAGAAAAAACUGAUGGCGGUCUUGAGGAUGGUGAAAAUGAUGGUACUAAUAUGACCUUGUCUCGCAUUACAAAAGAGCAAGAAAUGCUCACUGCAUGGAAAUGGACUCUGGCUCUUCAGUGCCUGGUUUUUCUUGGUACUCGUGGAACUGAACAGAUUCGUAGUAGAGUCGUGGAUGCUGGCUUGAUUCCUGUGAUUACUACUAUUCUCGACAAUUAUUUAUACAAUACCACUGAAAAGACAAAGUGGAUGCAAAAGGCUCGUGCUAAUUUCUUAGGAAAGACUAGUAGUAGUAGUAGUAGUGGUGGCAGUGUUGGUAGCACUGGAUCGAGUCAUGGGUCUAGUAAUGGUGUUCGUAGUAUGGGAAGUACCGGUACUGGAAAUGCCGUUAGUAUGAAUCCAAGUAGCACUGAAGGUAGACGAUAUGUUAGUGGCCAUACUACAGCAGCCGCUGCUUUAACUACUGCUGCCUUUGGCGACGACACCCCUGGUCCUGGCUCAGUUGCUGUUGCUUCUACCACUGCUACUAGUGCUGGCACUAGUGUUGCUGGUUUUGCAAAUUCUUCUUCAAAUUCAUCUUCACAAUCUUCUACUUCUUCUUCAUUCGGUCCUUCAUCUACUUUUUCUUCGUCUUCGUUUACACCAUUUUCUAAUCACCUUCGACCAGUACGAUCCAACAAUUCCACUGCUGAAUCUGUAGCUUCUAGCUCGGCUUCUAGCGUCUUUUCAGUAGCAUCCAUGUCUUCAUCUGUUUCUUCAGUCUCUUCUUUAGAAAGUUUCGAUAGUCGCAAUGAAAUGGCCAGUGCCGCUGCUGUUGCAAACUCACAAAAUGUGUCCUAUUUCCAACAGCAACAACAGCAAGUCCAACAGGCAAUGGCCCAACAACAAUUGACUGAACAGUUACAACAACGAUCGAUGCCCAAUGAUCGAAGACCAAUGUCUACUUCAGCAACUAUUAACUCGUCAUUUGCACAAAAUAUGCUAGCAGCUGCUUCAGUGCCUGCUAAUUCAUUACGCACCAAUCAGCCCAACCCUCGAUUCCCUCCUCUUCAUUCCCAAGCAUCGAAUGCCGUAUUCCACACCCAUGCACGAGCUUCACCAUCGGCUCAUACUCAUACCCACGGAUCUGCUAGCUCGGUUUCGGGAUCUGUAAGUCCAGCUGGACCUUCAGCCGGAAACUUGCUAGGACCCGGAGCUGUGGCUGCUGGAGCUGUGACCGGAAUUGUACCUGGAUCUGGUGUGAUUCCCAAUUUUACUCGUCAACAACAACAACACCAUCAUCAUCACCACCACUUUCACGAUCACCAUCAUCACCAUCAUCGUCUCGACUCUAAUGCUUCUAGUGCUACUAGUACUAGUCUUGAUAGCAUGAGAUCAGUCUCUCCUGAGGCACCUCCUGGUUCUGGUUCUACAACUGGUAGUACCCUUGCAUUGUCGAGUCUUCCUGAUGAAGACAAUGAAGAAUAUGACUCUGCCACUACCAUCACCACUAGCACUACAAUCCCUGCUACCAUGGGUGAUGGGUCGAUUUCGACUGCUAUCGUCGACCCCGAGUCGACCUCGGAAGACGAUAAUCCACUGUCGACCUGGUCAGACAUGAUUCUUCGUCCUCAACAGGAACGGCAACAACAGCAAGAACAACAACAGCAACGUCAAGAGAUGCAACAACAGCAACAGCAGCAACAACAACAAUUACCAUUACAAUUGCCAUUACAACAGCAAUUAUUAGGAGAUAACCUUACUACUGAACAACAGCGAUUCCCAUUACCUAUUCGACCAGCCCAAGGCGCGGUGCAAACUGCGACUUCAGUUGCCAGAAGAGGUGUUGGUACUACUAUGGAUGGUGCUACUGGUGCUACAAAUGCUACAAAUGCUGCUGCUAAUCAAGCCGAUGCCACUACCAGUAGAGGAACUUCUGUUAACUCCAGUGUUGCAUCGGCAGUGUCUGCUGUUCCAAGACAAUUCCGUGAACAUGUGAUUGUAGCUCGUGAAGAAGAUAUCAUUUGGGCUCUAGAGAUUCUCGCAUUCGUGUCGAAAUACGCCUAUCUCAAACCCAGUCUUCAAAACAGCCAUAUUGUUCCCCGUUUGUCGGUACGAGAGUCUGCAAAACAAUUCCAACAACAACAAGUUAAAUCACCAGCAUCAUCGACAUCGCCAAGAUCUGCAGAAUCUAAUGGCGGAUAUGAUGAAAUGGACGUUGAUGCCGAAGAGUCGGACAACAACCAUUAUCACCACUAUCAUCAUCACCACCACAACCAUAGUCAACUACCAUCUACGCCAUCAUCAUCUGCUAGCACUAUAACCAGUACCUCAAGUCCCGAAACAAAGUCAUGGAAUUAUGACGAGUACGACUUCGAGGCCGAAAAAGAUAUCGACAGCGAGUAUCUGGGCGAAACCAUCAACAUCUUUCCACUGGUGGAAAAGUUCACUGUUAAGCAGUUCCCCAAGGAAAUCCAAUACUGGGCCGGUGUUAUCAUGCGUAACUCGUGUCGUAGAAACGAGUCUUUGGGAGGUAUUCGACAGUGUGCCAACUUCGACUGCGGCAAAUGGGAGGAGUAUCCUCGCCAGUUUGCAAAAUGCAGACGCUGUAAACGAACAAAGUAUUGCAGCAAGAACUGUCAAUUGCAAGCGUGGAACUUCCACCGUCACUGGUGUGUACAAUCUGGUGCUGGCAGCAGUACUAGCAGUGGCAGUAGCUCGUCUCGUCACACUAACAGCUCCACUGCCACCUCUGCUACAUCUACCACGACUUCACACACCCACUCGGUCCGCACCACCACUCCUGGCACUGUACCUCCUGCUACUGCUACCCCCAAUGGACCCAACCCGGCCCCUGCAUCCCGUUCCCUGCCGACCAUAGAGUCGACAACUAGUUCCUGA